AAAAAAAGUAGCAGUUGCUCCAUGACCUUAAUCUCAUUUCUCUCUCUCUCUCGUCUCUCUCUCUCUCUCUCGUUAAUGACAAAAAAAAAACACACUAACCAACAACUCCUUCUACUAAUACUCUCUCUCUCUCUCUCUCUCUCUCUCUCUCUCUGGGUUUGAGACACUGAUGAGAAGCAGCAGCACAGAACAAUGUCGGAGCUAGGGUUGGUUGUUGACCAGAAUCAUCACCAUCAGAGAUCAUCCGGAUUCAGAGCACGAGACUUCAGCCCUGACUCCGUCAUCUUCACCAACGAAUCCAACUUCAGCCUCUUCUCCUCCGCUUCAGCCAGCGUCGAGCGCUGCUCCUUCGCGUCCGAUGCCCACGACCACGACUCCAUUGUCUCUGAACUCUCUCAGCAUUUGGCAGGACAUGCUCCGCGUGAUAUUUCGAGUGGUCCAGAUUCAGAUCCAAACAAGAACACAGUACAAAGGAACAGGAGCCUUAAAACCAGCAAAAUUGACAAAGGUAAAGGUAAAGUUCGAAGAGAAGAAAACAAUUCUGGGACAGAGGAUGUAAAUGACAACCUAGAUUCAGCAAGGAGCUCUUUCUCUCAAGCUCUCAAAGAAUGUCAAGAACAGAGAUCCAGAUCUGAAAAUGUAAUACAAAAGUCACACAGGCGAAGACCUGGUUCGGUAGAUCUGAACAAUCCUAUACCCAAUGCCACAAGUUCUUCACCGCGGCUUGGAGGGAUGAAGAAGAGUUCUGUUGUGACUCGCCAAACUGGGACAUUUCCUAGCCCUGGAACGCCUAAUUACCAGCACAGUAGCGUUGGGAUGCAAAAAGGUUGGAGCUCAGAACGCGUGCCGUUGCACACCAAUGGAAACCGGCAGCACGUGAAUGGUGCAUUGUUGCCUUAUAAUAAUAAUGGAAGGACAUUGCCUUCCAAAUGGGAAGACGCUGAGAGGUGGAUCUUGAGUCCGGUUUCCGGUGAUGGUCAAGCGAGACCUUCCUUUCAGCAGCCGCAGAGGCGGCCGAAGUCCAAGAGUGGGCCUCUUGGGCCACCUGGAAUUGCUUGUUACUCGUUAUAUUCGCCAGCGGUGCACAUGUUUGAUGGAGGGAGUGUUGGGAAUUAUAUGGCUGGGUCUCCCUUCUCGGCCGGUGUAAUGGCAGCUAAUGGUCUGUCAAUUCGUUCCAGUGCAGGCAAUGACGGAGCUGGAAUCUAUCCAGCACGAAUGGAGCCUUGCAUGGCAAGAUCAGUUAGCAUGCAUGGAUGCUCUGAAUUGCUAUGUCAAUCCUCGUUGCCAGGCCCCCAAGAUGCGAUACUUGAUGAUGAUGAGGAUGCAGACAACAAUAUUUCUUGUGCUGUUUCAAGAAGGGAUAUGGCUACCCAGAUGAGCCCAGAGGGUAGCCAACACUCAUCUCCCAGAUGCAGGCUGUCUUUCUCCCCCUCAACUCCUUAUGUCCAUCCCACGGUGGAGUUGGAAAGUGUCCAGUCUGCUAAGAUAGAAGUCAGGGAUGUGCAGGUUGAUGAACGGGUCACCAUGACUAGGUGGUCCAAGAAACAUAGAGCUCGGUUUUCAGUGAAAGGCUCUGAUAUUGUUGAUGUAUGGAAGAAGAAAGAUGUGGAUGCUCUAUCUUGUCCUUGGGGAGUUUCAGAUGCAGCCAAAAGCAUUUCUCAAAUGAAGAGGGAGGAAGCUAAAAUCACUGCAUGGGAGAACCUUCAGAAGGCAAAAGCUGAGGCAGCGAUAAGGAAACUAGAGAUGAAGCUUGAAAAGAAGAGGUCAUCAUCCAUGGAUAGGAUUAUGAGCAAACUGAGAUCUGCUCAAAAGAAGGCCCAAGAAAUGAGGAGUUCGGUGUUCAGCAAUCAAUCUCAUCAACUUACGAAGUCAUCCCACAAGGUCUUAUCCUUCCGCCAGACCCGCCAGAUUAGUUCCUUGAGUGGCUGCUUCACCUGCCCUGCUUUUUAGUGCCUCAUCCAGUAGGAUUCUUUGAAGGUUUGGCAUUGAUAGAAUGACAACCGAUGUGAGUGAAGGUAAAUGAAUGUCCGGCGUUUGACGGCAACUAUAUUUCCGAUGCAUGGAUUAGUCUCAACUCAGUUCGUUGAUGCAUCAACCAUCAGAUCCUUAACAAAUAUCAGAAGAUGGGAAAGAUCCUUAUAUCUGAGUUGUAUAGCUAACCGAUUGGAUGGGCAGAUAAAGGGGAAUCCAGUCUAGUCAGCUUUCCUUCCAUGGCUGAAGCCGCUGAAGUGUGUUGUUAUAGAAAGCUUGUACUAAUGUUUAGGCUUCUUCAUAGAAUUUCUUGCCGCCUUCGCUUUUGAUGAGAUCAGGCAUAAAUUUUUACAAAGGACCCUAUUUUCCAUCUCCGCAGUUGUUUCUGCAAUUAUUGAUUCCCCUCAUGGGACUCUUGUUUUGUGGUUGCUAGCCA
Molecule: messenger RNA, 2407 nt
Organism: Rhododendron vialii
Lineage: Eukaryota; Viridiplantae; Streptophyta; Magnoliopsida; Ericales; Ericaceae
Exons: 8
Coding region: 193-1950 (585 amino acids)
Source: RefSeq, a predicted model, not a curated record